UCGCGCGGCGAGGACGCGCUACUGUCGCUCGUUUCGAGGGGUGGCGAGCUCUGCUGUCCGGGAAUGCGGGGAGGAAAGAAGGCUUUCUCUUUCCAUGCUGGUUCUUGCGGUUGUUCCUCGUGAAAAACCCGGGAGAACUACGGCCUCCAUCCCUCCUUGCGCAUGCGCUGCCCUGAGGCGUGGAGGGGGCGCGGGGGGCUGCCGUAAAGCGCGGAGGAUGUCGGGGCUGAUGUGUGGGGCCGAGCCGCAGCUCUUCGAGAAGCGGGUGCUGGUGACGGGCGGCGCGGGGUUCAUUGCUUCACACGUGGUCGUCUCUCUUGUGAAAAACUAUCCAAACUAUCUGAUUAUAAAUCUAGAUAAGCUGGACUACUGUGCAAGCUUGAAGAAUCUUGAAACUGUCUCUGAGAAGGAAAACUACAAGUUUAUUCAGGGAGAUAUUUGUGAACCUGAUUUUAUAAAACAGCUCUUCAAAACUGAGAAAAUAGAUAUAGUCCUUCAUUUUGCAGCUCAAACACAUGUAGAUCUUUCAUUUUGGCAUGCUCUGGAAUUCACCUAUGUGAAUGUUUAUGGCACUCAUGUACUAGUUGCUGCUGCGCAUGAAGCCAAUGUGGAGAAGUUUGUCUAUGUCAGUACAGAUGAAGUAUAUGGAGGUAGCACUGAUGAGGAAUUUGAUGAAUCCUCGCCAAAACGUCCAACAAAUCCCUAUGCCUCCUCUAAAGCAGCAGCAGAGUGUUUUGUUCAGUCUUACUGGGAAAGGUACCAGUUCCCAGUUGUUAUCACACGGAGCAGUAAUGUUUAUGGACCACACCAGUAUCCAGAAAAAGUUAUUCCAAAGUUUAUAUCUUUGUUGCAACAGAACAGAAAAUGCUGUAUUCAUGGUUCUGGACUUCAAAGAAGGAAUUUCCUUUAUGCAGCUGAUGUAGUAGAAGCAUUCCUUACUGUCCUGAAGGAGGGGAAGCCAGGUGAAAUUUAUAACAUUGGAACUAACUUUGAGAUGUCCAUUGCCCAGCUUGCUAAGGAGUUAAUCCAUUUAAUAAAGAAGACCAGUUCCGAAUCUGAAAUGGAGCACUGGAUGGAUUAUGUCAAAGACAGGCCAACCAAUGACUUGAGAUACCCAAUGAAUUCAGAAAAAAUGCACAGCUUAGGAUGGAGACCUAAAGUGCCUUGGAAAGAAGGAAUAAAGAAAACAAUUGAAUGGUACAAAGAAAACUUUCAAAACUGGAAAAACUUGGAGAAAGCUUUGGAGCCCUUUCCAGUGACAGAACCCUUUGCACAGCUCAGCAGUCCAUAAGGUGGCGGAGAGCAUGAAGAAGUUUAUUCUACCUCAUACAGUAUUUUUUUUCGAAGCCUGCAAUCAAGUGGCCACACUGAACUCUUAAUGUAUUCCAGAUACAUGAACCAUGACAAAUACAGUACUGCAGUAUGGCACAAGUUUGGAAGGUUUUCGGCACUUUAUAAGUUGAACCUGUCUAUUUCAGCUCUUGAUGCAAUACUAUAUUCUCACUGUAUGUUGAUUUUAAAGAAUGUACAUGAUGAAGGAUAUUUAUAAUGCUGUAAACUAGUGUAACUGAGGUAAAAUCUGCCUUAUUAAGAAUAAUUAAUUGUGAUUACAGCUUUUGACUUUCAUUGACAUUUAUUUUAGUUCUGCAAUUGUUAAUCUGUAUUGGUUUGUUUUUUACAGUGUUAUGUAUUUUUGUCACUUUAGAGAGUUGUUUUAUUUUUAAUCAAGAGGAAAAAUGCUAUAUAUUCUGGAGAAUAUAUGUCAGUUGAUAAAAGCUAGUUAGGGCCCUGAUACGGUUCAGUCCUUUCCUCUGUUGGUGCAUUAUUUCUUUCUGUAGAUGACUGCUAAAAGUGUUAACCUACUCUGUAACUUUAAAUGCCCUUUUUUAAGAGGGGAAAUGUUUCAAGUAGCAGGUGUUCUUGCUAAGAUUUCCAGAAGCAUUUUCUUAAACUAUGCUCUGUUUUAGAAGUCAUCUUUUUUACCGUAUUACUGUCUUUUUCAUGUUGAUUUCCUUUUCAUAACUGUAAUGGUAACAAACAUGAAAUACUGUAACACAGUUAACAUUCCAGUGAUGUUAUUUCCUGUCAUAGAAAGGCUAUUUAUGGAGAAAGAUGGUGAACACUUUUCCUGUGAAUUGUGGAUUGGUAGACCUUACUCAACACAGUGUUUUAUGAAUUUUUUUUCUUUGGUGACAGACAUUUUAAAGAUGAAACAAUAUAUGAAUUUUCAUGUAAAGUUUGGAAAGAAGCUUCACUUCCAGAAAGAUGUCAAUAAAUCUUUUUUCUAAGUUGA
This is a messenger RNA of Cuculus canorus (common cuckoo), 2293 nucleotides long. RefSeq names its product TDP-glucose 4,6-dehydratase (gene TGDS). Gene Ontology annotation, molecular function: dTDP-glucose 4,6-dehydratase activity. Lineage: Eukaryota; Metazoa; Chordata; Aves; Cuculiformes; Cuculidae. The transcript has 12 exons. The record is from RefSeq and is a predicted model, not a curated record. Gene Ontology annotation, biological process: nucleotide-sugar metabolic process. Bases 95 to 1291 code for a protein of 398 amino acids.